Andrographis paniculata is the source of this 1357-nucleotide messenger RNA. Its product is annotated as cell division protein FtsY homolog, chloroplastic. The transcript is spliced from 12 exons. Gene Ontology annotation, cellular component: membrane. Gene Ontology annotation, biological process: SRP-dependent cotranslational protein targeting to membrane. Gene Ontology annotation, molecular function: GTP binding; signal recognition particle binding; GTPase activity. The coding region runs from base 47 to 1159 and encodes 370 amino acids. Lineage: Eukaryota; Viridiplantae; Streptophyta; Magnoliopsida; Lamiales; Acanthaceae. The record is from RefSeq and is a predicted model, not a curated record.
ACUGUAGAGUGCUGAUAGUUGGUUUAUCCAAAUCACAAUUGCAGAAAUGUCCUCGCUGUUGCCCCCGCGCCUCCUGCCUCUCCGCGCCAAGCCUCCGCCGUCCUCGGUUGCCGCCCUUCUACACUUUACUUGUGACCGGCUAUGUCCGGAUACGAGGAGAAGAGUUCGCAGGUUCAAGUGCUCCGCAGGGCAGACCGACUUCUUUACAAAAUUAGGUCGAUUGAUCAAAGAAAAAGCUAAGAGUGAUGUGGAAAAGCUCUUCUCUGGAUUCUCCAAAACGAGAGACAAUUUAGCUGUUAUCGACGAGCUUCUGCUCUACUGGAACCUCUCCGACACAGAUAAGGUUUUAGAUGAGCUAGAAGAGGCAUUAUUAGUGGCUGAUUUUGGGCCCAAGAUUACUAUGAAGAUUGUGGAAACCUUAAGGGAUGAUAUAUACUCUGGGAAGCUCAAAUCAGGAAAUGAAAUCAAAGAUGCUUUAAAGAAGAGUAUAUUGGAAUUGUUGACGGCGAAGGGGCUUAAAACUGAGUUGAAGCUUGGUUUCAGGAAACCAGCUGUUAUAAUCAUUGUUGGUGUUAAUGGCGGUGGUAAGACUACAUCUCUGGGUAAGCUGGCUUAUAGAUUGAAAAAUGAAGGGACCAAGGUAUUAUUGGCAGCUGGAGACACAUUUAGAGCAGCUGCUAGAGAUCAAUUAGAGAUAUGGGCUGAAAGGACGGGCUGUGAAAUAGUUGUAGCUGAAAAGGAAAAUGCAAAAGCAUCAUCAGUUCUUUCACAGGCUGUGAAAAGGGGAAAGGAACAAGGUUUUGAUGUCAUUCUGUGCGACACCUCAGGGCGAUUGCACACAAAUUAUAGCCUUAUGGAAGAAUUAGUUUCUUGCAAGAAAGCUGUCGGUAAAGUUGUUCCUGGUGCCCCAAAUGAAAUACUGCUAGUAUUGGAUGGAACAACUGGCUUGAACAUGCUUCCCCAAGCAAGAGAAUUCAAUGAUGUUGUCGGAGUCACUGGUCUGAUCUUGACAAAACUCGAUGGCUCUGCUAGAGGUGGUUGUGUGGUGAGCGUGGUGGAUGAGCUUGGAAUUCCCGUGAAGUUUGUUGGAGUUGGAGAAGGUGUCGAAGACCUCCAACCAUUUGAUGCAGAGGAAUUUGUGAAUGCAAUUUUCUCCUGAAGGACAGCCUGAAUGCCAUCCCCAAUUUCUACGUCAAUUGUGACAAUGCAGGUGUUGAUCACAGCAGGAAUUUUCAAGUGGAUUUGUCAAUGCCAUGGAGAGACAGAUCAGACCUUCCACUCCAAAUACACAUUUGAUUAUGUAAGUUUCUUGAAAAUAAUCUUUUCUAUUACUAUAGAUUUGAAAUUUUGGAGUUUA